Messenger RNA from Miscanthus lutarioriparius, 867 nucleotides. Lineage: Eukaryota; Viridiplantae; Streptophyta; Magnoliopsida; Poales; Poaceae. The record is from the annotation of a GenBank genome assembly.
AUGGAGGGCAAGGAGGAGGAUGUCCGCCUGGGUGCCAACCGCUACUCGGAGCGUCAGCCCAUCGGCACGGCGGCGCAGGGCACGGAGGAGAAGGACUACAAGGAACCCCCGCCGGCGCCGCUGUUCGAGGCGGAGGAGCUGACGUCGUGGUCCUUCUACCGCGCCGGGAUCGCCGAGUUCGUGGCCACCUUCCUCUUCCUCUACAUCAGCAUCCUGACGGUGAUGGGCGUGAGCAAGUCGCCCAGCAAGUGCGCCACCGUGGGCAUCCAGGGCAUCGCCUGGUCCUUCGGCGGCAUGAUCUUCGCUCUGGUCUACUGCACGGCGGGCAUCUCCGGCGGCCACAUCAACCCGGCCGUCACCUUCGGCCUCUUCCUGGCGCGGAAGCUGUCGCUCACGCGCGCGCUCUUCUACAUGGUCAUGCAGUGCCUGGGCGCCAUCUGCGGGGCCGGCGUCGUCAAGGGCUUCCAGCAGACGCUGUACAUGGGCGGCGGCGGCGGCGCCAACGCCGUCAACCCCGGCUACACCAAGGGCGACGGCCUGGGCGCCGAGAUCGUCGGCACGUUCGUGCUCGUCUACACCGUCUUCUCCGCCACCGACGCCAAGCGCAGCGCGCGUGACUCACACGUGCCCAUCCUCGCGCCGCUCCCCAUCGGAUUCGCCGUCUUCCUCGUGCACCUGGCAACCAUCCCCAUCACCGGCACCGGCAUCAACCCCGCACGCAGCCUCGGCGCCGCCAUCGUCUACAACAGGUCCCACGCAUGGAACGACCACUGGAUCUUCUGGGUUGGCCCCUUCAUCGGCGCUGCUCUCGCCGCCAUCUACCACGUGGUCAUCAUCAGGGCCAUCCCCUUCAAGAGCCGCGACUAA